AUGCCUCAACACCCAGCAGAAGAGAAUGCUCCCUCCAAUAUCUUCGACAAGGUGGCCAAAGAAUCUUCCGACUCGACCGCCUCCGAUGCCCCCUUGCACAAGGAGAACGAGAAGCCCGUCAAGCAGGCCGCUUCUGCUCAAGACCACAAGGGUCACGGUCCUCAACUUUCCGACAACCUGCCAGAAGCGAAAUCGAAAGACGAGUUGAAGGCAAAGGCAGCCGAGAUGAACAAAUAG
Messenger RNA from Exophiala spinifera, 237 nucleotides. RefSeq lists its product as uncharacterized. The transcript has 2 exons. The coding region runs from base 1 to 237 and encodes 78 amino acids. NCBI's taxonomy places the organism in Eukaryota, Fungi, Ascomycota, Eurotiomycetes, Chaetothyriales, Herpotrichiellaceae. The record is from RefSeq and is a predicted model, not a curated record.